Messenger RNA from Acinonyx jubatus (cheetah), 882 nucleotides. RefSeq names its product 5', 3'-nucleotidase, cytosolic (gene NT5C). Gene Ontology annotation, biological process: pyrimidine deoxyribonucleotide catabolic process. The transcript is spliced from 5 exons. Gene Ontology annotation, molecular function: 5'-nucleotidase activity. Lineage: Eukaryota; Metazoa; Chordata; Mammalia; Carnivora; Felidae. The record is from RefSeq and is a predicted model, not a curated record. Bases 40 to 666 code for a protein of 208 amino acids.
CCCCCCCUCCCCACCAAUCCCAGCCCGGCCUCUGCGGCGAUGGCGGCGCGGCGCGCGCGGCCGGUGCGGGUGCUGGUGGACAUGGAUGGCGUGUUGGCCGACUUCGAGGCCGGCCUCCUGCGGGGCUUCCGCCGCCGGUUCCCCGGGGAGCCGCACGUGGCGCUGGAAAAGCGCCGCGGCUUCCUCGCCCGCGAGCAGUACCGAGCCCUGCGGCCAGACCUGGCGGACAAAGUGGCCAGUGUGUAUGAAGCCCCAGGCUUUUUCCUAGACUUGGAGCCUAUCCCUGGAGCCUUGGAAGCCCUGCAGGAGAUGAACAACAUGCAGGACACCGAAGUCUUCAUCUGCACCAGCCCUCUGACGAAGUAUGAACACUGUGUGGCCGAGAAGUACCGCUGGGUGGAGAAUCACCUGGGGCCGCAGUUUGUGGAGCGCAUUAUCCUGACGAGGGACAAGACGGUGGUCUUGGGGGACCUGCUCAUUGACGACAAGGACACCAUUCGAGGCCAAGAGGAGACCCCAACCUGGGAGCACAUUUUGUUCACCUGCUGCCACAACCAGCACCUCGCCCUGCCCCCCACAAGGAGACGGCUGCUCUCCUGGAGUGACAACUGGAGGGAGAUCAUAGACAGCAAGCGGGGGGGGGGGGGGGGGGGGGACAGUGGGUAGUAGCUGAAGGAAGGGAAGGCAGGCCAUCAGGGAAUACCAGCAGAGCUGGAUGACAGGGCAGUGCCAUGGCGGUGGCCACCAGCACCGUGGAGCAGGGAGACACAGUAACCUCGGUUCUCACAAGGCAGCCAUCUGGAACCCCACAAGACGGCUGGCAAGGAAUCAUGGUGGGAAAACUACUCAGGAACCUGUUUAAUAAAACACUUUGGCUCACCA